Messenger RNA from Corticium candelabrum, 480 nucleotides. Its product is annotated as ankyrin-3-like. The transcript has 7 exons. The record is from RefSeq and is a predicted model, not a curated record. Gene Ontology annotation, molecular function: protein binding. Bases 1 to 480 code for a protein of 159 amino acids. Lineage: Eukaryota; Metazoa; Porifera; Homoscleromorpha; Homosclerophorida; Plakinidae.
AUGUUUAACCCUGAUUUCAGACAAGCCAAUUUAGAAGGAGAGACAGCUCUACACGUUACUGGUAAUGUUGAGGUUUUUGAUUAUAUAGUGGGCAUUGGUCUCAACGUUGAAGCUCGUAAUAAGUAUGGCUACACACCAUUUCUCAGGGCAUGUCGUUAUGGUCGUUUAUCUGUAGUACAACGUCUUAUUCGAUCAAAAACUGACAGAAACAAAGCGAUAGGAUUCCAGAACAUGAAUAUAGAUAAGCAGGGUUCGAAUAAUGUGUUUGAAUCUGGUCGCCAGUUUGGCCAUGUAGAGGAACAGUUGGUUGCCAAACUUUCACUCGUUUCUAGUUCAGAGAUUCCAGAAAAUGGAUCAACAGCAUUACAUCUGAUCUGUUCAGAGUAUGGUCUUAAGAAUGACCAUUUAUCAAUUGUCAAGCUGUUGACAUCAUUGAGAGUUGAUGUGUCAGCUAAGAACAAUUUGUUCUUUGAGCUCUAA